Molecule: messenger RNA, 1918 nt
Organism: Medicago truncatula (barrel medic)
Lineage: Eukaryota; Viridiplantae; Streptophyta; Magnoliopsida; Fabales; Fabaceae
Product: probable N-succinyldiaminopimelate aminotransferase DapC
Exons: 3
Coding region: 128-1549 (473 amino acids)
Biological process (GO): biosynthetic process
Cellular component (GO): cytoplasm
Molecular function (GO): L-kynurenine:2-oxoglutarate transaminase activity; pyridoxal phosphate binding
Source: RefSeq, a predicted model, not a curated record
AACACCCAAAUCAAUUCAUUGUCAAUCCUUCCAAUAUCAACGUGUUCAAACUCAUCAAAAUCCAUCACUCAUAUCCAAAAACAAAGGCUGGUAAUAUGUGUUUGAAAGAGAAAGGAAAAUUAUAGAAAUGAGUGGAAAUAGCUGCAACAUCAAUCACAUUCAACACUGCCGCAAAUCGAUCUACGUCGCCGUUACCGUCAUAUUUGAUCAGAGCACCGCCGCGAGCAGCUCCUUCCUCCAGCAACCACCACGUGCACUACCAAUUCCGUCUGGAUUGAGGUUUUUCAUUUCCACUGUUACUCAAAAUCCCAGAGCUCCAAUCUUCGGUUUCCACUCUACCAUGUCCAUCGUUUCAACCGAAAAUGAAACCACCUCUGAGAAAAUACGUCAUCCUUUGCAGGUUGCAAAACAGCUAGAGCAGUUCAAAACAACAAUCUUCACUCAAAUGAGUAUGCUUGCCAUCACACAUGGUGCUAUAAACCUUGGUCAGGGCUUUCCCAACUUUGACGGUCCAGAAUUUGUAAAGGAAGCAGCAAUUCAAGCAAUCAGGGAUGGGAAUAAUCAGUAUGCAAGGGGUUUUGGAGUUCCAGAUCUCAACAUUGCAAUUGCUGAGAGAUUCAAGAAAGAUACUGGACUAAUUGUAGAUCCUGAUAACGAAAUUACUGUUACAUCUGGUUGCACAGAAGCAAUCGCUGCAACUGUAUUAGGAUUAAUAAAUCCCGGUGAAGAGGUUAUUCUGUUUGCUCCUUUUUAUGAUUCUUAUGGUGCCACUUUAUCCAUGGCUGGUGCAAAUAUAAAAAGCAUUACUCUGCGCCCUCCAGAUUUCGCUGUCCCGAUUGAUGAUUUGAAGUCCACCAUCUCAAAGAAUACUCGUGCCAUUCUUAUAAAUACCCCUCACAAUCCUACCGGAAAGAUGUUCACUCGAGAGGAGCUCGAUUCUGUUGCAUCUCUUUGCAUUGAAAAUGAUGUUCUGGUUUUCACUGAUGAAGUGUAUCAUAAGUUGGCAUUCGAUAUGGAGCACAUUUCAAUUGCUACUUUGCCUGGAAUGUUCGAGCGGACGGUGACAAUGAACUCAUUGGGGAAGUCAUUCUCCUUAACGGGGUGGAAGGUUGGAUGGGCCAUAGCGCCUCCACACUUAAUGUGGGGAGUGCGACAGGCACACACUUAUAUCGCUUUCUCAAUUUCCCAUCCUUUGCAGUGUGGGGCUGCAGCAGCACUUAGAGCACCAGAUUCUUACUAUGUGGAGCUAAAGAGGGACUAUAUUGCAAAGAGAGCUAUUUUGGUUGAAGGGUUGAAGGCUGUUGGGUUCAAGGUAUUCCCAACCAAUGGAACCUUUUUUGUGCUUGCAGAUCACACCCCUUUCGGACAUGAAAAUGAUGUUGCAUUUUGUGAAUAUCUAAUUAAGGAGAUUGGUGUGGCGGCAAUACCUUUAAGUGUAUUUUACUUGAAUCCAGAAGAGGGAAAGAAUCUAGUCAGGUUUACUUUCUGCAAGGACGAGGAAACUAUUAAGGCUGCUGUUGAAAGGAUGAAGGAGAAGCUUAGUAAAUAAUCUCUAUACAUGAUCAUGUCAUGUGAUACAUAUAUAAAUAAAGACAUUUUCCUUUCUAGUAUCCCAAAGAUAUAAUUGGUGUAAUUUCUGCUAUCUUCUUCCCCUGAAUGUCAAUGUUUUGGUGGGUAUGUGCUGGUUUGUUCUGUAGUGAGUGCACAGACUCAGCACCGCAUCAAUAGUUUGAAUUUGUUUUCCUUAGUUGUAGCAUAUGUAUAGGCUCCCCUCUUAUCACUUUGUUGUAUAUGCACUUAUAAAUUAAUAAUGUAGAGUGAGAUUAUUCCAGCAUUACUAUGGAAAUAGAGUGAGAUUAUUCUGCUAUAUGUUCAUCAUCAGAAGGUUUUAUAUGUUACUAAGAGCUUCAGAUUUGAA